AUGGGUGAAGUCGUCAAUGUCGCCGUCGCAUUUCUUGUCAUUAUCUUCAUCUUUCGCUGGGUGACGACUGCAGGCACGUUGUCGUCGUCGUCGUCUCUCUGUGCUCUGAAUACUGGCGAUGUGCUCGGAUUUAGACCAAAGAACGUGACCCAGGAAAUGAUUGAUGCAGUAACAGCAGUAUUUCCCGACAUCCCUCCAGACAACAUUCGAUACGACCUUCUCCGGACGGGCAACGUCGAGCAGACCACCAACAAGAUCCUCGAGCGCGGCUUCCUUGAUGCACCUCCUCCCCAAUACUACACUGUCUACCCCCGCCAAUCUCCCGCCCCCGCCCCGCCACCGGCCCCGACACCGGCUCCCCCCCAAAAAGAGACCCUUAUAUCCCGCUACGGCCUCCAUGACAGACUAGCUGCAGAACCCUCUAUCCUGGAAUCAGAAAUCGGUGGCAAGGCAGUCUGGGAAGACAGCCCAGAGAAACGGGAGGCCAGCCUGAAGGAACGCAAGGCAAGGAUGAUCCUGGCUGCUCGACAGUGA
Guyanagaster necrorhizus is the source of this 534-nucleotide messenger RNA. RefSeq lists its product as uncharacterized. Lineage: Eukaryota; Fungi; Basidiomycota; Agaricomycetes; Agaricales; Physalacriaceae. The transcript is spliced from 4 exons. The record is from RefSeq and is a predicted model, not a curated record. Gene Ontology annotation, molecular function: ubiquitin binding. The coding region runs from base 1 to 534 and encodes 177 amino acids.